This is a messenger RNA of Quercus robur (English oak), 2619 nucleotides long. Its product is annotated as probable endo-1,3(4)-beta-glucanase ARB_01444. Gene Ontology annotation, molecular function: endo-1,3(4)-beta-glucanase activity. NCBI's taxonomy places the organism in Eukaryota, Viridiplantae, Streptophyta, Magnoliopsida, Fagales, Fagaceae. Bases 296 to 2515 code for a protein of 739 amino acids. The record is from RefSeq and is a predicted model, not a curated record. The transcript has a single exon.
AACUUCACUUCCAAUCCAACCUUCACCCUCUCAUUACCACCAUUCCCCACUUCCUUCCACAAAAACAUCAAGCAAGUCAAGCCCCCACCUUAACAGUCUCAACACCCUCCUUCUCCUGCUCCUGAAUUUGUGUAAAAGCCUAAAAAACUCCUUCACAAAAUAUGGUCAAACAUUAACUCCAUUUCCUCCUAGUUUCCACCCACCAAAUCAGAACCAUCCAACUAAUCCACCUCCUAAUUAUUUUCUAUUUUUCCAACUCUAUCCAAUAAUUAUUCAAUUCAUAUACAUACCGACAAUGUUGAAAAAACUGAGGAGAAGAGUAAAAACCUUAGUCACUAAGAGUUUUAAGAAACCAAACAAACCCUAUAAACCCCCAACAACAACACCUCCAAGAUCCCCAUCUCCUUCACAACCUGAACCAAGCACCUAUACCAUGGCACCACCACCUCAACCAGAAUCUCUCAAGCCAUUAACCAAACCAUUCCUCUUCCCCAAAACCCAAUCCACAGUCCUCCCUGACCCUUCUCUCUUCUUCUCCCCAACUCUCCUCUCCACUCCUCUCCCCACAAAUUCUUUCUUCCAAAACUUCACUCUCAAAAAUGGUGAUCAACCUGAGUACAUCCAUCCCUACCUUAUCAAAUCCUCACUCUCCUCUCUUUCCCUCUCCUACCCAUCGCGUGUCUUCAACUCAGCUUUCAUCUACCAAGUUUUCAACGCUGACCUCACCAUCUCUGCCUCAGAAAACACCAACCCAGGUUCUCAAAAUACCCACUUUAUCUCUUCCUUCAGUGAUCUCAGUGUCACUUUGGACUUUCCUUCUUCCAAUUUAAGGUUUUUCCUUGUCAGGGGAAGCCCAUUUCUGACAUGUUCUGUCUCUGGUGGCACUGCUAUUUCCAUAUCAACCAUCCAUGCUAUUCUCUCUUUUUCUUCAAACAAUGCUAAAACCAAGUAUACCAUCAAGCUCAACAACAACCAGACAUGGCUUAUAUACACCUCCUCCCCCAUCAGUUUCACACACAGCCUCUCUGUGAUGACAUCUACUGGGUUUUCGGGCAUAAUUCGGAUUGCGGUAUUGCCAGAUUCGGAGCCGAAAUACGAGGCGAUCCUCGAUCAGUUCAGUCCUUGUUACCCUGUUUCCGGUGAUGCAGUAUUCACCAAGCCAUUUUUCUUGGAAUACAAAUGGGAGAAGAAAGGUUGGGGGGAUUUGCUCAUGUUAGCUCACCCCCUUCAUCUUCAGAUACUAUCUGGUGAUGAUUCUAAUGUUACUGUUUUGGAGGAAUUUAAGUAUAAGAGUGUUGAUGGUGAUCUUGUUGGUGUUGUUGGAGAUUCUUGGGCAUUGAAACCUGCCCCUGUGUCUGUGAAUUGGCAUUCAAUAAGAGGUGUCAAAGAAGAAUCAUAUGCUGAGAUUAUUUCUGCGCUUGUUGGGGAUGUUGAGGCUUUGAAUCCUGCAUCGAUGACGAACAAUUCGUCUUAUUUUUAUGGGAAGUUGAUUGCUAGAGCAGCAAGGUUGGCAUUGAUUGCUGAGGAGGUGGGUUUUGUUGACGUGAUUCCGAAGAUAAGGAAGUUCCUGAAGGAUACAAUUGAGCCUUGGUUGGAUGGGACUUUUAGUGGGAAUGGUUUUCUGUAUGAUGCUAAAUGGGGUGGCAUUGUGACUAAGCAAGGUGCUUUGGAUUCUGGGGCUGAUUUUGGGUUUGGUGUUUAUAAUGAUCACCAUUAUCAUUUGGGGUACUUUCUUUAUGCAAUUGCAGUGCUUGCAAAGAUUGACACAGUGUGGGGGAGGAAGUAUAAGCCUCAAGCAUAUACGCUUAUGGCUGAUUUUAUGAACUUGGGCAGGCGGUCAAAUUCUAGUUACACGCGUUUAAGGUGCUUUGACCUUUACAAAUUGCACUCUUGGGCUGGAGGGCUAACUGAGUUUGCUGAUGGGCGGAAUCAAGAGAGCACUAGUGAGGCGGUGAAUGCUUAUUACUCAGCAGCUUUGAUGGGGUUGGCCUAUGGAGACACACAUCUUGUUGCCACUGGAUCAAUGCUUACAGCAUUGGAAAUUCACUCUGCUCAAACAUGGUGGCAUGUGAGAGAGGGAGACAAUAUGUAUGGGGAGGAUUUCACUAGAGAGAACAGGGUGGUGGGUGUAUUGUGGGCUAACAAGAGGGACAGUGGACUAUGGUUUGCACCACCUGAGUGGAGAGAAUGUAGGCUUGGAAUUCAGGUGCUACCCAUAUUGCCAAUCACUGAGAUCUUGUUCUCUGAUGUUGGAUUUGUGAGGGAGCUUGUGAAGUGGACCUUACCUGCUUUAGGGAGAGAGGGAGUUGGAGAAGGGUGGAAGGGAUUUGUAUAUACUUUGGAAGGGAUUUAUGACAAAGAAGGGGCUUUGGGGAAGAUCAAGAACUUGAAUGGUUUUGAUGAUGGGAACUCACUUUCUAAUCUCUUAUGGUGGAUUCACAGCAGAGCUGAUGUGCAGGAAGAGGGGUGUGGGGAAGGAGGAAAAUACUGCUGGUUUGGACACUAUUGUCACUGACUUAGUUUGCCUUACAACUCUGGUUGAGUUUAAUAAGAUAUAAUAUGAUUGAACUUUUUUAUACAAAUAUCAAACUGAAAUGAAUUAUAAGCAUAUUCUUAUUA